Messenger RNA from Theobroma cacao (cacao), 2471 nucleotides. Its product is annotated as Leucine-rich repeat protein kinase family protein. NCBI's taxonomy places the organism in Eukaryota, Viridiplantae, Streptophyta, Magnoliopsida, Malvales, Malvaceae. The record is from RefSeq and is a predicted model, not a curated record. Gene Ontology annotation, biological process: protein phosphorylation. Gene Ontology annotation, molecular function: protein kinase activity; ATP binding.
UGUUGUAGUAUAGUUUUUUGUUUUGUUUAUCUCCAUUUCUCUGCACUGCCACCGAACUCAAACUCAAGCAACUUACCUUAAAGGAUUAAACAGAUUCGAAUCUCACUUGACCUUGUUUUUCUCACACUCUCCCCUCCCAUUUUCCUUCUCUUUCCUUCCAACCAAUCAUGUUCAUGCCCCUCUUCCUUCUCUUCCUGCUUUCUCUCCUCCCGUUCUCUCUCGCUUCACCAACGGAACGUGAGCUUCUCCUCCAAAUCAAGGCCUCGUUGGACCCACAAAACCGGUUCUUGUCCUCGUGGACUCCUUACACCGACCCGUGUAGCAGCGGGUCAUUUGAUGGGGUGGCAUGCAACGAGGAAGGCCACGUGGCUAACAUUUCGCUGCAAGGAAAGGGUCUCUCCGGGCAGAUACCGGCCGCUCUUGGUGGUCUCAAGAGCUUGACCGGCUUGUACCUGCAUUUCAAUGCGUUGAGUGGGGGGAUACCGAAGGAGAUUGCGACUCUCAGUCAACUCAGCGAUUUGUAUCUGAAUGUGAAUGACUUGUCCGGAGAGAUUCCUUCCCAGAUUGGCAACAUGGCUAAUCUUCAAGUUCUUCAACUGUGUUACAAUAAGUUGACUGGGAGUAUUCCUACGCAGUUAGGUUCUCUAAAGAAGCUUAAUGUCCUUGCUUUGCAAUACAAUCGACUAACCGGUGCAAUCCCUGCAAGUUUGGGGGAUUUAGAGAUGUUAACAAGGCUGGACUUGAGCUUUAAUAGCCUUUUUGGUCCUGUUCCGGUGAAGUUAGCCGAUGCUCCCAUGCUAAAAGUGUUAGAUAUCCGCAACAAUACCCUGUCUGGCAAUGUACCGCCAGUUCUGAAGAGACUGAACUCCGGGUUCCAGUAUGAAAACAAUCUUGGCCUCUGUGGUGUCGGGUUUUCUGACCUCAAAGAUUGUGCAGAUUCGGGCAAGAUAUAUAGAGACAGACCUGAACCGUUCAAGCCCAGUGGUCUUAACAGAACGGAUAUCCCAGAGUCCGCCGAUUUACAACCUGCAGAUUGUAGCAAAACUAACUGUUCAAGGUCAUCCAAAAGUCUAACAAUAGGUGUAAUCUCCGGCAUGGUUGGAGUUGUUCUUGUGUUGACAGUUGCAGCACUUUUCACAUUUGCAUGGUACCGCCGCAGAAAACAGAAAAUUGGGAGUGCUUUUGAUACUUCAGAUGGUCGGCUUAGCACUGACCAGGCCAAGGAGGUUUACAGGAGGAGUGCCUCGCCCCUAAUUAGUUUAGAGUAUUCUAAUGGGUGGGACCCUUUAGACAAAGGUCGGAGCGGGAAUGGGUUUUCUCAGGAGGUUUUUGAGAGCUUUAUGUUCAAUUUAGAAGAAGUAGAGCGUGCAACUCAGUGCUUCUCAGAAGUGAAUUUGUUGGGGAAGAGCAAUUUCUCAGCCAUCUAUAAAGGGUUCCUAAGAGAUGGGUCUGUUGUUGUAGUAAAAUGCAUUGCCAAGACAAGCUGCAAGUCUGAUGAAUCUGAGUUUCUGCAUGGUCUUAAGAUAUUGACCUCAUUGAAACAUGAAAACCUUGUGAGAUUGAGAGGUUUUUGCUGUUCAAAGGGAAGGGGGGAGUGUUUUCUCAUAUAUGAUUUUGUCCACAAUGGAAAUCUGUUGCAGCAUCUUGAUGUAAAGCCGGGCAGCGGGAAAGUUCUUGAAUGGUCCACCAGAGUUUCAAUCAUAUAUGGCAUUGCCAAAGGUAUCGGGUAUUUACAUGGAAGCAAAGGAAGCAAACCUGCUCUUGUUCACCAGAAUAUUUCUGCAGAGAAAGUGCUUAUAGACAACCGAUCCAAUCCCUUGCUCUCAGAUUCUGGCCUGCACAAGCUCCGUGCAGACGACAUUGUCUUCUCCACUCUCAAAGCUAGUGCUGCGAUGGGAUACCUUGCUCCUGAGUACACUACAACUGGCCGUUUCACUGAAAAGAGUGAUGUCUAUGCAUUUGGUAUGAUUUUGUUUCAGAUAUUAAGUGGAAAACGGAAAAUCACUCAACUGAUCCGCCUUGGUGCAGAGUCAUGCAAAGUUGAAGAUUUUAUUGACAUGAAUCUUGAGGGGAAGUACUCAGAUUCUGAGGCCACUAAACUUGGUAGAAUUGCUCUGCUUUGCACCCACGAAUCUCCUAGCCACAGGCCAUCCAUGGACAAUGUGAUACAAGAAUUGAGUGGAUUAAUGAGCAGUUCUUGAAGUAAUUCGAGUUAUCGCCUCAAAUUUUCAAGUGGCCUGGGGCAGGAUGCGGCUAUUACUAACCUCUGGUUGAUGUCAUAACCGAAGCACUCCUUUUACUGAUCUUAUCUAACUGCAGUGUCCUUUCCUUGAGGACUUGAACUAUAUGUGAAUGUUAAGCACGUAUCAUUACGUUGUAAUUGGAUGUGAGAGAACCAAAAGUUAGGGGAACCUGCCUUCCGAUUUGUAUCCAUUUAAUUUCAAGUUAUGAAGCAAGGCUGUUUCCUAUGU